UCCGCCCACUGACACCAAUGAUGGGGUGCUAUUUCCUACCACGGACAACAAUGGUGGGGCACUAUUCCUCUCACCUACACCAACAUUGGGGCACUAUUCCUCCCACUGACAACAACAAUGGGGCACUAUUUCUCCCACUGACAACAACGGUGGGGCACUAUUCCUCCCACACUGACACCAAUUAUGGGGCAUUAUUCCUCCCAUUGACACCAAUGAUGAGGAAUAAUGCCCCACCGUUGUUGUCAGUGGGAGGAAUAGUACCCCACCAUUGGUGUCAGUGGGAGGAAUAGUGCCCCAUUGGUGUCAGUGUGGGAGGAAUAGUGCCCCAUCAUUGGUGCCAGUGAGAGGAAUAGUGCCU
Molecule: messenger RNA, 358 nt
Organism: Staurois parvus
Lineage: Eukaryota; Metazoa; Chordata; Amphibia; Anura; Ranidae
Source: the annotation of a GenBank genome assembly